AUGGCUUUCCGUCUAGCUGCGGCGGCUGCUGCUGCUUUUCUCCUUUCAAUGGGGGAGGUCGGGGGGACGGGGGUGGAAGGGGAAGGAGAGGGGGAGCGAGAGGGGGAAGAGAAGGCAGAAGGAGAACGAGGGGACGAAGAGGGGGAGACAGGCCAAAACGGCGGCAGUGGGGAGAGAGGGGGAAGAGGAGUGAGUGCAAGAGAGGAAGGAGAAGAGUUGGGGAGAGGUGAGGAAGAGGGGGAAGCGUCUGGAGCUGCAGUUUCUUGCAAGUGGUUACCACAUGAACGAGCUUCGCGCACGUGGUUACCAGCUGACGUCCAUUGCCUCGCAUGGUUACCACUGGCUGCUUUAGGCGAGGCCAGGGGGUUUCGGCCAGCGUGCACGGGUGAUAGUAUCCUGGGCGUGAACCUGUGCGUUUUGAUUGAUACUCCUGCUACUGCUGCUGCUGCUGCUGCUGCUACUGCUGCUGAUGCUGAUGCUGCUGCUGCUGCUGCUGCUGAUGCUGCUGCUGCUGCUGCUGCUGAUGCUGCUGCUGCUGCUGCUGCUGAUGCUGCUGCUGGCUUUGCUGCUGUUCCUGCUGCUGCUGCUCUCGCUGCUGAUUUUGAAGCCGAUCCAGCUGCUGCUGCUGCUGCUGCUGCUCUCGCUGCUGCGGGUAUUGCUGGUGAUGCAACCGACGCUGCUGCUGCUGCUGCUCCUGCUGCUGCUUCUCUUGCUGCUGCAGCUGGUACUUCUCUCAAACCCAAGUAA
This is a messenger RNA of Closterium sp. Naga37s-1, 747 nucleotides long. The record is from the annotation of a GenBank genome assembly. Lineage: Eukaryota; Viridiplantae; Streptophyta; Zygnematophyceae; Desmidiales; Closteriaceae.